Messenger RNA from Sapajus apella (tufted capuchin), 4396 nucleotides. RefSeq names its product decapping mRNA 1B (gene DCP1B). Gene Ontology annotation, biological process: positive regulation of catalytic activity; deadenylation-independent decapping of nuclear-transcribed mRNA; deadenylation-dependent decapping of nuclear-transcribed mRNA. NCBI's taxonomy places the organism in Eukaryota, Metazoa, Chordata, Mammalia, Primates, Cebidae. The transcript is spliced from 11 exons. The coding region runs from base 2477 to 4246 and encodes 589 amino acids. Gene Ontology annotation, cellular component: P-body. Gene Ontology annotation, molecular function: enzyme activator activity; mRNA binding. The record is from RefSeq and is a predicted model, not a curated record.
CAUCGUGGACGUGGCCAGCCAGGUGGCUCUGUACACUUUUGGCCAUCGGGCCAACGAGUGGAAUGGGGUAGAAGCCUAGAACACUGGAGUCCUAUUGCAGGAAUUGCUGCUUGUAAUUUUGUAACCCACCCACUGGAAUGUAGAGAGAUAUAAUUUUAUUUCUGUCCUCAUAAUGAUUUUUGUCCAAAUAUUCAUCAUCCAUUAAAUAUUAUCCAUUAUAUAUCACAUAUGUGAUAUCCGUCAUUUUAAAAUAAGUUACAAAACAGUAUGGAGAACUUGGCCUUGAUGAAUGGAUUUCAGAUAAACUUUUUGUGUUCUUCAGGUCGCUUGUAUAAACAUCAAAACUUAAGGAAAACAACCAUGUUGAACAAAUCUAUUUUUCUUAAUACCCACAUUCAUAAGCCUACUGAUCUCCAGUAUAGAUCAGCAGCCUGUAGUAAAAACUCACCUGAAAAUCAUUAACAUAAAAACAAAAAGACACGCAAAAGUGGGAUAGACAAACGGUUUUGGCCAAAGGUCUUAACAGAGGAAGUUUACUGGAAUGGGGCAGAGAAUUUAGGUCUGCUCUCCUAGUGGCCAAACUCAAAAGGAGAACAGGAAGAGCUCUUUAAUAUUUGUUCUUAUGUAAUAGAAAAAUGUACCACUUGAUCAGGAGAAAGAGGUUAUUUCCCCUAGUUUCCGGGGUAAUUUGUUACCUGGGUCUUUACAUAAAGACCAUUGAGCAACAUAGUAGACAGUUUCCUCCAUGGUAAUUAAAAAUAUAUUUAAAGAUAUUCUACAUAUGGUUAUUUUGUUGCACUGUAGAAAAAUGCCAAAGGUAUAAUGUCAUAAUCCUGUAAAAGUAAUUCCAUAGUGGAGCGUUGAGGCCCAGGGACGUAUAGUCCUGUAAGCUGACUUGACACUAGGAUUAGAGUCUGGAGAAUCCCGAGAAACUUAAUAUAAAGAGUGUAGAGCAUUUCUCUUAAAUAAUAGUUGUUUCCUAUAGGCUUUUGACAGUUAUCUAUGUGAUAGAUACCUUUUAAGAUAGUUAUAUAGGUUUAUUAGAUACCUAAUAAUGAAGCCCAUCUACAAAAGCCUUAUCAAAAAGCAGAAGUGUCACAAUGCAGUAUUUACAGGAGUUAUGUUUUCCUGCUUGCUGACAUGUUGCCUUCAGACAGGGCAUAAUUCAUUCAGGAAAAGGUCCUAAUUCUUUCAAAGUCCUGAUCUUCAAGGCUGUGGUAGCCAGAAAACGAGAGAGACCUAGUUCAGCGGCAGAACAGUUGUUGGAGGCAAACAAAUUCUGACCACCGUCUCCAUGUGCUGUCACUCAGGAUCUCUGGAUGGGAGCCGUUUGAGUGUCAACCUGAUAAGAUUAUGAGAACAUUCUUGAGAAUAUAGGUGAAAGUAUUUAAAAGAAGGCAGGGGGGAUGUUAAGGAGGGGAAUUCUUAUUGCCCUGAAAAUGGAUGAAGAAUGACUUCAGCCUUUCAGAGGAGGAAAUAUUAGGAAUGAAAGGUGUAUAGAAAAUGAACUGCUUUAAAGAAGGAUUAAGAAAGAUUACAUCAUGACUGAAAUAGGAAUUUUAGAGUUAGACCUACUCCCUGUUGCCAGGAAAGACUGCUCCCUUAAAAUAUUAAUACCUAUGUGUCAACUGAAGACCAUAACCUUGGUAUUUACCAGCUCUCAAUCCUUAGACCAAUGGCUCUCAGCUGGAGUUAAUUUUGCCCACAGGUGAUAUUUGGCAAUGUCUGGAGAUGUUUGUGGUUGUCACACUGAGGGAAAGAGUAUUAUGACAUCUAUAGAGUCAUAAUACUGGGAAUGCUGAGCCUGAAAAUUGCCCUACAGUGACUAACGUUGUGUUCCUAGCUAGUGGUUUACUAAGUUUUUGGUGUAUCCAAAUAACUCAGAGUUUUUAAAAAGCGAAACAUGCCAAACCAAAACCUCUGGAUAAUGAGGCCCAGGCAUUUGAUAUUGUUGAAAGUUUAAUAGGUGACUCAGAUGCUACAUGCACGGCAAGAGAGAUUGGGGAGGAUAAAUUAAGAUGUACUUUUUGAUUAUUUUAACUGAGAAAAAUCAAGUUAAAAUAGACAUUGCUUUUAUUUUGUGUCAGAUGGUGUGCCGAGUCCCCAGAAUUUGCAAAACAGUACUAUUUUAUAUUCUAUUUUGGGAUGAAUUCCAUUUUGGCACUAUUUUAUAUUCCAUUUGGGAUAUUUUUUAGUAUUUUGAAUUCUGAAUUGCUUAUUUCUUUAGCACUUGUUAGAUUUUAUAAUAGAGUGUAAUAUUAAGUCAUCAAAUUGUGCUUUUAAAAUUUAAGCUAAAAUACCCCAAGACUGGAAACGAAUACUUUAACGUACAAGUCCUCCUUAAAGGAUCUAAGGAACAUCUAAUAAAAUCUUGUUUCAACUGUUCUCCACAUCCCUAACCCUGGACUUUGCUCAGAAAGAAAGAAAAAAAAAAUCUGGUUGCCCUUAGAUAACUGUGGAGGGACCAGGAAAGUGCAUGAAUUUGGGCAGCUGUAAUGGAACAGAAAUGUACAUUUUUAAAGUCCCUUUUAUCCAGGAGAAGACUGAUGUGGAAGGAACCUUAUUUGUUUAUACAAGGUCUGCUUCUCCAAAGCACGGAUUCACCAUUAUGAAUAGGCUGAGCAUGGAAAAUAGGACAGAACCUAUUACUAAAGACUUGGAUUUCCAACUCCAGGACCCUUUCCUUCUGUACAGAAAUGCCAGAUUGUCCAUCUAUGGAAUUUGGUUUUAUGAUAAGGAAGAAUGCCAAAGAAUUGCAGAGCUUAUGAAAAACCUAACUCAGUAUGAACAGUUGAAAGCCCAUCAGGGAACUGGAGCGGGAAUCUCCCCAAUGAUCCUCAAUUCAGGAGAGGGCAAAGAAGUAGAUAUUUUACGAAUGCUCAUCAAGGCCAAAGAUGAAUACACAAAGUGUAAAACCUGUUCUGAGCCAAAAAAGAUAACCAGUUCAUCUGCCAUCUAUGACAACCCCAAUCUCAUCAAACCAAUUCCAGUGAAACCCAGUGAAAACCAGCUACCGCAUAUACCUCAGCCCAGCCAGACCUUAGACCCUGAACCCCAGCACUUAUCCUUGACAGCUCUGUUUGGGAAGCAGGACAAAGCUGCAUGUCAGGAGACUGUAGAGCCUCCACAGACCCUCCACUACCACCACCAGCUGCAGCAACAGCAGCCGCAAGAGAAGCUUCCAAUUAGGCAGGGGGCUGUUCGCUCCCUGUCCUAUGAGGAACCCAAAAGACACUCGCCCCCCGUUGAGAAGCAGCUCUGUCCGGCGAUUCAGAAACUCAUGGUCAGGAACACAGACCUCCACCCAUUGUCAGAGCUGCCUGAAAACCGGCCCUGUGAAAAUGGCAGUUCCCAUUCUGCAGGAGAAGUUUUUAGAGGACCUGUCCAGCCAGGGUCUCCUCACAACACUGGGACUUCUUGUGGUAUACAAAAUGCUUCCAGAACUCAGAACCUGUUAGAGAAACUUCACAGUACCCCACUGGGGGCUGGAAACAAGUGUGACCCUAGUACACCAACACCUGCCAGCUCAGCCGCGCCGAACCGCAGCAGAGCUCCCACUUCUGUCACCCCUGUGGCUCCAGGAAAGGGUCUGGCUCAGCUACCACAGGCCUAUUUCAAUGGCUGCCUUCCACCUCAGACAGUAGGACAUCAGGCUCAUGGAAGAGAACAGUCCACACUCCCAAGACAAACACUCCCCCUCUCUGGUAAUCAGAGUGGCAGUUCCGGAGUGAUCUCCCCUCAAGAGUUGCUGAAGAAGCUUCAGAUUGUGCAGCAGGAGCAGCAGCUGCAUGCCUCUAACCGGCCAGCCUUGGCCGCUAGGUUUCCUGUGCUCACUCAGAGCUCUAGAACAGGAAAACCCUUGGAAUCCUGGCUCAGCAAGACAUCCAGCACAGAACAGCAGACUCCUCUUUUUCAGGUCAUCUCACCUCAGCGCAUCCCUGCUACAGCAGCUCCUUCUCUGCUCAUGUCCCCCAUGGUGUUCACACAAUCCACCUCCGUCCCACCAAAAGAAAGGGAGAGCGGCCUCUUGCCUGUGGGAGGCCAGGAGCUGCCUGCUGCCGCCACCAGCCUCCUCCUGCCCAUGCAGAGCCCAGAGCCCUCCUUGAUCACCAGCAGCCCACUCACCAAGCUCCAGCUCCAGGAAGCACUGCUGUACCUCAUCCAGAACGACGACAACUUCUUAAAUAUAAUCUAUGAAGCCUAUCUCUUCAGCAUGACUCAAGCAGCCAUGAAAAAGACUAUGUGAGAGCAAGUCCUUUUAAAACUGAUUUUCAAGGUCCUUCUAGAACUCCGGCACAAGGUUCUUUCACGUCAAGUUUUGUUUCCUUCAAUGUUUCUGCCUUUUAUUUUAAAAAAGUAUGUAUAAUAUGAAGUAAAAUGUUUCAGACUUUUUUUU